AUGACCUCUACGCGAAAGCCGUUACACCGAAAAGCUCGACAGUCAAUUUAUCCGAAAUCAGAUAUUCAACGAUUUCCUGUACCAGAUGAUAAAGUCGAUUGGGCGGUUGAAUGGCUGGAAUACAGUCCUAUAGAUUUCACAUCUUCUAGUGUCUUAGCAAUGCCUCCCUGGGCAGAUGUCGAGAUAAGACCUACUAAUUCAGAAAAUUUUCUCAAGUUUAAUUCAAUUGAUGGUAAUGUGGAUAGAAAAAGUGGCUUUGGAGAUUAUUCUUUAAUUGACGGAAUACCGAGAAAUCCUAUAGGCAGAACCGGUAUUAGAGGGCGUGGAGUUUUGGGGAGAUGGGGACCAAAUCAUGCGGCAGACCCCAUCACUACUAGAUGGAAGCGCGAUGACGAUGGUAAUGUGGUUUCUUAUAAUGAUAAUCCCGUGUUAGAAUUUGUUGCGAUCAAAAGGCAAGAUAAUGGUCAAUGGGCUUUACCUGGUGGCAUGGUCGAAGCUGGAGAUACUGUGACAGUAACAUUAAAAAAGGAAUUUGGAGAGGAAGCAAUGAACAGUUUGGAAGCAUCUGAAGUCGAAAAGAAAGAAAUUGAAAAAAUGCUUCAUCAAUUAUUUAGCAGUGGCGGUAAACAGAUAUAUAAAGGCUACGUGGACGAUCCACGUAAUACCGAUAAUGCUUGGAUGGAAACUACGGUGGUGAAUUUCCACGACGAUAGUGAUUCUGCUUUCAGUCACUUUAAAUUAAAAGCGGGAGACGACGCUGGAGACGUAGCAUGGCUGGAAGUCGACCAUAAACUUGACCUCUACGCCAACCAUAAUGAUUUUAUAAUGGCAGUAGCAAGAUUGCAUGGGGCAUACUACUAA
Messenger RNA from Trichoplax adhaerens, 861 nucleotides. RefSeq lists its product as uncharacterized. Bases 1 to 861 code for a protein of 286 amino acids. The record is from RefSeq and is a predicted model, not a curated record. The transcript is spliced from 6 exons. NCBI's taxonomy places the organism in Eukaryota, Metazoa, Placozoa, Uniplacotomia, Trichoplacea, Trichoplacidae. Gene Ontology annotation, molecular function: ADP-ribose diphosphatase activity.